AUGGGUGGUCUUACUGACAGCUUGGGUGAUUUGAAGAACCUUACAAAAUUCAUAAUGAACAACAUUAAUGAAGAAGAUGAUAUAAAACUAGCUGAAGGUCUGACAAACCUGAAGAAGAUGAAUUUAUUCCGUUUGAUCCACUUGUCUGACAUUGGAGAGGGAAUGGAUUACAUAGUCAAGUCUCUGUCAAGUGAACCCUGGAACCUUGAAGAAAUCCAAUUAGUCUCCUGCUGCUUGUCUGCAAAUGCAGUGAAAAUCCUAGCUCAGAAUCUUCACAAUUUGGUCAAACUGAGCAUCUUAUCAGAAAAUAACCUGGGAAAAGAUGAAAAUGAAGCUCUGCAUGAACUGAUUGACAGGCUGAACAUGCUAGAACAGUUCACUGCACUGAUGCUGCCCUGGGGCUGUGGUGUGCAGGCUUGAUGCCUGACCAGCCUGUUGAGACAUUUGGAGGAGGUCCCAUAACUUAUCAAGCUUGGGUUGAAAAACUGGAGACUCACAGAUACAGAGAUUAGAAUUUUAGGUAGGUACACAAAUACGGAGCCAAGAAAAAAGGAUUUGGCCCUUAAAAAGUUCUUGGCCUAGUGCGGUGGCUCACAGCUAUAAUCCCAGCACUUUGGGAGGCUGAGGCGGGUAGAUCACGAGUUCAGGAGAUCAAGACCAUCCUGGCCAACAUGGUGAAACCCUGUCUCUACUAAAAUACUAGCUGGGCAUGGUGGCUGGCAACUGUAGUUCCAGCUACUUGGGAGGCUGAGGCAGAAGAAUUGUUUGAACCUGGGAGGCGGAGGUUGCAGUGAGCUAGAUCAUGCCACUGCACUCCAGCCUGGCACCUAGUGACAGACUGAGACUCUGUCUCAAAAAAGUUCUUAAGUUACUAAACACUGGGGUCUA
Messenger RNA from Callithrix jacchus (white-tufted-ear marmoset), 888 nucleotides. The record is from RefSeq and is a predicted model, not a curated record. NCBI's taxonomy places the organism in Eukaryota, Metazoa, Chordata, Mammalia, Primates, Cebidae.